CUCUGAAGCACACACCAACUUCCUGUUUUGAAGAGAUCAAAAGAGCUUCAUUAUGGAUGCUGGUAGAAGACAGAUUUUGGGUUUGGCUUUAGCCAUCAUUGGUGUAUUGGGGACCAUCAUGAUCUGUGGUCUCCCUGCCUGGAAAGUCUCGGUACACAGAACUUCUGUGUACCGUGAUAACAUUUAUGGGACUUGGUAUGGUUUAUGGAAAGUCUGUACAAUAUACACCACAGGCAAGAUGGAAUGCAUUGGGUAUGAGGUUUUUCCACCACUGGUAGAUGACGCCAUGAAAGCUACCAGAGCACUCGUCAUUAUCGCAAUCCUCAGUGGGAUCUUUGGAAUCCUGCUUGGUGUGGCCGGGAACAAGCGCAUUAACUUCAUGUUGGAUGAUGGGCAAAAACGCAAAGUGGGCUUUGCUUCUGGAGUUGUCUUCAUCAUUGCAGGUUUCUUGGUGCUCAUACCUGUCUGCUGGAUGGCCAACAUCACCAUUCGUGAGUCCUACAAGGACAGAUAUGACAGUGGUGUCAGCAUACAGCUGGGAGCCUCACUCUACAUUGGCUGGUUCACCACUGGGCUUCUGGUCCUGGCAGGAGGCCUGCUCCUGUACCGACAGGAAUGAUACUGUCAUACUGAAAGAAAGGCAUUCAUUAUCACAGCUAUGUAAGGCUUGCUUUUUUCCCCCCAGCCCAUUGAAAACAAGAGUAAUGUUUGUUUUGCAAUGUUUUCAUAAAACACUUCUUUUAUGAACUUCUGUUUUUCCCUUCAGUGAUGACAAUAAUAGAGCCUGAAAUUUAAUGAAAGUAAGAAGAAAUGUUAUCAAUAUGAAUGUGUAACUUAAGUUCUUUCUUUAUCCCCCCCCCCCUCCCGUGUGAAAUUAUUACGCUGUGUGUGUAAUAUUAUAGAAUGUGUAUGCAGUGGUUUAAGUCUAAGCCUGAUAACUAUUUCAAUAUAUUUCUUAUAAACUGCUUCCAUAUUGAUGAUAAUGUGAUUUUCUUUUACUCUUUGAAUACUUUUCUUUUGAGUUGUUGUUGUUGUUGUUGUUGUUGUUUUUUACUUUUAUUGCUUUAUUGCAUAUCAAUACAAUU
Messenger RNA from Haplochromis burtoni (Burton's mouthbrooder), 1085 nucleotides. RefSeq names its product claudin-4-like. The coding region runs from base 53 to 619 and encodes 188 amino acids. Gene Ontology annotation, cellular component: plasma membrane; bicellular tight junction. NCBI's taxonomy places the organism in Eukaryota, Metazoa, Chordata, Actinopteri, Cichliformes, Cichlidae. Gene Ontology annotation, molecular function: structural molecule activity. Gene Ontology annotation, biological process: bicellular tight junction assembly; cell adhesion. The record is from RefSeq and is a predicted model, not a curated record. The transcript has a single exon.